Messenger RNA from Priapulus caudatus, 2646 nucleotides. Its product is annotated as transmembrane protein 185B-like. Bases 70 to 1215 code for a protein of 381 amino acids. The transcript is spliced from 8 exons. NCBI's taxonomy places the organism in Eukaryota, Metazoa, Priapulida, Priapulimorpha, Priapulimorphida, Priapulidae. The record is from RefSeq and is a predicted model, not a curated record.
GAGUUGUUAAUAAUGUUCUCGUAAUGUUGAUUUCCUGUUAGCAAUCAAAAUGUCUCAUUCUAAAGAAAAAUGAAUGUUAAAAACCUAUUUCAGGGGUUUAAUCCAAGCAAGCUGCUCGUGUAUGCGUGCCUACUGCUGUUCUCGUUCCUUCUGGCUCUGAAGCUUGACGGAAACAUAGCAUGGAGCUACUGGGGCGUCUUCAUGCCUAUAUGGUUCUGGAAGUUCAUGGCCAUAUGCGGCGCGUCAGUAGGUAGCUAUAUCUGGUGGAGAAAUCCACAAUACAGAUGCCUCGUCAUGCAACAAGCUGAGAACGUGCACCCGGACGGCGGCAAGCCGGCUCUGGAACCCUCGUCUUCAUCCCGCUCGUCUUCGUCAGCAUCAAUCGCAAUCAGCGUCUUGCAUCUGGGGCUUCCGGCACGAACCGGGCGUUCGAGAGUGAGCUGUUCAGUUCCGUACAACAUGCUAUUGCAGUUCAUCUUCAUUCCAUCUGCAUUGGACCGAGAUCAUCGGAUGGAGUUGGGUGGCCAGGUGAUAUUAGAUUCCGCAACGUGGAUCGUGCUGUCGGUGGCUCUCAUCGGCGUGCUGUACGCCGUCCAUCCUCCUGGCGCACUCGUGCUGCUUCAAGUCACCGACAUCAAUCCCGGAGCAGCGGCGCGGCAGCGUCUACUCAGCCGUCCACCUACACGAUGCUCGUCAUUCGCUCCUUGUCUAGCUUGUCGCGGCUCAUCGCACCGGCGCCGGCGCCGCGGUGCGGCCGCGAGGUGGCUGCGGCCGCGGCGCAACCGGCACGGCGGUGGCGGCCAUCCUGGUCACGGGCACCAUAUCCUGCUGUGCAACAAGUUGGACGGAGAGAGCAAGACUCGCUACGUCGUCAUCUGCCUGCCGCUGUACCUGUCUCUCUUCACGCUCAUGGUCAUGUCGUUUGGUUCCAAAGGAGGAAAUCACUGGUGGUUCGGCAUCCGCAAGGACUUCUGCCAGUUCCUGCUCGGCGUCUGCCCACUGCUGCAGGAGUACGGCAACAUCUCGUACACGAUACAGCGCGACGAGCACGGCGAUCGCGCGCCCGAGCACCGCGGCGGCGGCGGUCGAGGACGAGGACGAGGCUCGGCGGGGAUGCAGAAAUCCGACAGCUCGUCGUCGACGAAGGGUCUCAUCGCCGUCGAGCCAGAGUUCCGACCCGUCGUGCCGGUCGUCUCGAUCGAGACGCCGGACUAGAGACGAGACGCCGGACUAGAGACGAGACGCCGGACUAGAGACGAGACGCCGGACUAGAGACGAGACGCCGGACUAGAGACGACGCCUGCGCCGCCGCUAGGUUUGCUGGCCGGGCGUCGCCGUGGAGACCGGCAAGCCGCUGUCGUCACGGAAACCGCUGGUACGCGGACAUUACUAGAGGCCGCGGCGCGAGCUUCUUACCUUCUGUGACGAGUGUACCUCUCCGCUGUGCAAUGUGCACGGGCGAAUAAAGGUGAGAUCCCCAUGCGGCAAUCUAAGGCGUUCUGUGGCGUACUAGACACGCCCUUGUAGCCAUAUAUACGUAAGUGGGGGUAAGUUCGUCACAGGGGGGUAAAGAGCUCACGCUGUGGCUUCUAGCAACGUCUGUGUCCUAGUGGUUUCUGUGACGACAGCGGCUUGCCGGUCUCCGUGGAGACGCUGCGCUAGCAACCCUAGCGGCCUGGCCUGGUGGUUGCCUUGGAGACGCCAGACUAGCAUCGAUGGCAGCCAAGUCGUCUCCAUGGCGACGCCGGACCAGCGCUGGUUGCUGCCCGGCAGUCUCCAUGGAGACGAGUGAGAACGGAUCGUUGAUCGUCAGAGCGGAUCUCGUGAAAAGAGACGAGUUGUCGACUGGGAGAGCGUCAGCCGCUGAUCUGUAUGUAAUAACUGGAUGCCGUGUCGUGGGUGGGUGUGGGAUGUCUCGCCAUAUAGGUCGGACCAAACGCCAAGUUCCUAGCAGGGAUUGGCAAUGAGAAGGAGGGGGCAUUGUUCUAAUGCACAAGGUUGUACAGGUAGGUCCCGUUUUAUGACAGAGUUAGGUUCUAGUAAAACAGCGUCGUAAAAUGAAAAGUUGUGAAACGAAACCAAAUUAUAAUCCAAUUAAAUGCUAUCAUUCCACCCACAAUGCACCAUGAAAAACAAAAGAAGCGCAUAUUGCGUGUUUGGACUCGCAGGCGUUGCUGCAAUGUGUUAUUGAGUUGCGACACUUUUUUUUUGUUAUUUACAAUUUUUUAGGUAAUUUUGAAAACGUCGUUAAUGUGAAAAGUCGUAAAAUGGACCAUCGUAAAACGGGACCUACCUGUAUUAUCAAGCAAUUCGCAGUAAGCACGUUGGUGAUAGGCGCUAUCCAGCAAACAAUCCGGUUAGUACAUAUCGAUCAGUGGCUGGUAGGCAAUAGUGCAGUGUGGUGUACGGGAAUUUUGGAGUAGCAACGCAACUGCUGCAAUGCAAUACUAGUUUGAAAACGGUUGGAAUAUGCGUUUGUCGUGCUGCCGGUCCAUAUACGCAGAUGCGAGGACGAAGGACGGGCCGGAUUAUCGACGUCUUCCCUGAGGUUUUCAUCGGUGACCAAACCACGUGGCAUCAAAGUCCAAAUAUCGAGAUUUCAUUCGGGUUUAAAUGGCUUAUGAGAUUGUAACUUAUCCGCACAGA